UGUGGAAGAAGCGGUUGAUAUAAAAACAAAAAAAUAUGUAAAUAUGACUACAUCAAUAAUAUUUGCAUUAAUUGCUAUCAUUAAUGCUUUUAUCUAUAUAACAAAUGCCAGUCCACAGAAUGCAUACGCAUCGAGCAAGUUGAGAACCCAAACAGAACCUUAUAUGAAUAAUAAUGAUCGACAGCGGCAUCACGAAAUAAGGAAUUUCGCUAAUGGGAAUAAUAAACAAAACGUAAUAAAUGUGGACCAAACUAGAAACGGUUUUUCCGUGUCAAGUUAUGAAGCUAAUCGCAACAUUAGACCGACAUCAACUAACAACAAUGUUAUUUUAAAUACCCCGGCCAGAUCAAACAUCAAUUCUAAUGUAUGCAACGGAGUAGAAAAUAGAAAAACCGUUUCUUUCAAUAAUAACAGACAGGAGACACGGAGAACUCAAACACGGUUUUCCCCGAAUAACAUACUGUUUGGAGGAUCUUUUGAUAGACCUUUAAAAGAAGUACUUUAUAAUUCUAACAUUGGUACGGGCAGUAAUGAUAAUCAGGUCUUCGUCGAGGGUAGAAGAAUUAACAUUUACCCAAAACAAGCAGAUAAUCAUGGAAGAGAUGCAGGAGUUCCAACCGGCAACCCUCUAGUUGGCAAUACACAAUAUCUUUAUAAUAGUAGAAACGGUGAAGAGAGUAUAGUAAGACCACUCACUAAUCGAAUGGGUGGCGGAUCGUAUAACGUGGACAAUAGAGGCCAAAAUGGAAACAAUCCAAAUAAUUAUCACGCUCGGUCUGGAGUUCAAAACGUACCUGAUGAUACCAUUUCGAGUCUUUAUGACAGUACAAGAUUCGUUGAUAACUAUGGCCGUGGUGAAAAUAAUAGAAAUAUUAUAAGAAUAGAGACUUCUUAAUCGUUAUAUUUUAUAUAUAAAAUGUUACAUUAUUAUUACAUGUUCUUUGUUUUGUUUUAAAAAAUGCUUAAAAAUACACAGAUUUUUUGUUUGUGUGUUUAUAAGAUUCGAAAUAAUCAAUAAACUAAUUUCUUCAA
Molecule: messenger RNA, 1032 nt
Organism: Danaus plexippus (monarch butterfly)
Lineage: Eukaryota; Metazoa; Arthropoda; Insecta; Lepidoptera; Nymphalidae
Product: probable serine/threonine-protein kinase clkA
Exons: 5
Coding region: 44-895 (283 amino acids)
Source: RefSeq, a predicted model, not a curated record